AUGGUCACGCCUAAUACGACACCUUACAAACCGUCUCCUCUCUCCUUUGGUUCGACUCGUACUUCUCCCUUCCGACGACCAUCCGUUGCUGCUUCUCCCACUACAGUUAUCCGUCCCAAUACCGCUGGCAGUCCUGGCAGCAGGGCAACCACGCCCAUCCAGUCCCCCAGCAAACUAAAUCAAUCGCAUGCUGCAGACAAUGUAUCUGUCUUCUCAGAUACCCAGAAUUCUCCAUUGGCCCAAAAGUCCAGGGAAAUCGCAGCACCACCAACUGGAGCGUCCCAUGUGCGAACUGGCAGCACAUCUUUGACGAUGGAAUUGAAAGUGGCAGACCGAUCAGCUAUGAACAAUGACACUCUGGGCAAAUUACCACCGGCCCAGCUACGGGAAUUGCGCGAAGCCUUCCAGGUUCUCGAUCGUGACAAUGACGGGCAGGUCAAUCGGGACGAUGUUGUCGAUAUUCUGGUCAAGUUAGGACAAGAUUCCUCCCCGUUAGUUACUUCUCAGUACUUCCCACCCGGGGCACCGCAAACGCUCAACCUCCCAACAUAUCUGAACUCAAUAGCGAAUCUGCUUGCUCCGCUCUCGUCCGCACAGGAGCUUCUUAACGCACUUGCAGCUUUUGAUGAAGACGACAGCGGCCAAAUAGACCUGGAAGAGCUUCGGGAUGCGCUGCUUAGCACAAGUCCCGACGCGGGCGAGAGUCCGCUGACAGCGAGAGAAGUGGACGAAGUGGUCAAAGGGUUUACAGGCAGGAGGGCAUUUGGAUCCAAGGGAACGAGAUCAACCGGGUUUGGCGGAGCAGCAAAUCGAUCAGAGGUAUUUCGGUAUCAGGAAUUUGUUGGUAGCCUGACGGGUAGCACGGCAGUCACCGCAACAGCCGCUGUAGGUGGGAUCACAAAGGAACAGUGA
Paracoccidioides brasiliensis Pb18 is the source of this 912-nucleotide messenger RNA. RefSeq lists its product as uncharacterized. Gene Ontology annotation, cellular component: cytoplasm; myosin II complex. The transcript is spliced from 3 exons. The record is from RefSeq and is a predicted model, not a curated record. Gene Ontology annotation, biological process: mitotic cytokinesis; actomyosin structure organization. Gene Ontology annotation, molecular function: cytoskeletal motor regulator activity; calcium ion binding; myosin heavy chain binding. Bases 1 to 912 code for a protein of 303 amino acids.